AUGUGGUUUAUACGCGGUAGACCAAGACAUCCACAAUCUCAAGGUUGUAUCGACUGUGCCAAUGGCGUACUCUGUGAUGCAUUAGGCAAAUGGAUGACACAAAACGAUACAACUCAUUGGUCUGAAGGACUAUUACCUGUUGUCUAUGGUAUCAACACACGUAUGUCCAGCACAAUUAAAACAAGUCCUUAUCAGGUGAUGUGUGGACAAGCGCCGAGAUCGGAUAGUGAUUUUUGGAAAUUAGUUGCGCAAGAUGAAAUUUUGGAUGAGGAAGAUUUACCAAUUCCCGUUGCUUUGAAUGGUGACGUUGAUGAUGAUGUAGUAAUUUCAAAAGAACAAGAUACCGCAUGA
Messenger RNA from Didymodactylos carnosus, 351 nucleotides. The record is from the annotation of a GenBank genome assembly. NCBI's taxonomy places the organism in Eukaryota, Metazoa, Rotifera, Eurotatoria, Philodinida, Philodinidae.